CCGCCUUGGCCGCCAGCCCCUGCCUCCCUGUCGCCUCCGGGGUCGGGGGUCAGGGCGGGAAACCCCUCGGGAAACCCCCGGGGAGCAGCUGGAAGAGGGGGCGGUGGCAAGGAGCCCCGGGCGCCGCUAUUUAAGCCACGGCCGCGUGGGCUGGGGACACGCAGGGGCCGGCAUGGAGUGGGGCCUCGGCCUCCUGCUGCCCCUCUUCUUGGGGCUGCUGCGGCGCGGCCGCGGUGAGGGUGCCCUGGAGGUGGAGCCGCCCGAGCUCGUGGUGGCGGUGGAAGUGGGUGGGUCGCAGCAGCUGACCUGCCGCGUGGCCUGCGCGGACCCCGCGGCGGCCUCGGUGCAGUGGCGCGGCCUGGACACCAGCCUGGGCGCCGUGCAGUCGGGCGCGGGCAGCAGCGUCCUCUCCGUGCGCAAUGCCUCGCUGGCGGCGGCGGGGAUCCGCGUGUGCGUGGGCUCCUGCGGGAACUCCACCUUCCAGCGGACCGUGGAACUGCUGGUGUUCUCCUUCCCGGACCAGCUGACCGUCUCCCGAGUGGCCCUGGUGGCCGGGCGGGACCAGGAGGUGACCUGCACAGCCCACAACGUCUCGCCUGCCAGGCGAGACGACCAGAACACCGUCUCCUUCUCUCUGCUCCUGGGGGACCGGGAGCUGGAGGGGGCGCAGGCCCAGGACCCGGAACUGGAGGAGGAGUCCCAGGACGGCGAGGACUCGCUGUUCCAAGUGACACAGCGCUGGCUGCUGCCCCCGCUGGGGACCUUCCCCCCGCCCGCCCUCCAAUGCCAGGCCACCAUGAGGCUGCCCGGCUUGGAGCGGAGCCACCGCCAGCCCAUUCCAGUCCUGCACAGCCUGACCUCCCGGGAGCCCCCUGUCAUGACCUCCCCAGAGGCAACGCCCCAGCAGGGCUCCACCCGCAGCCCUGGGAGUCCAGACCCCACGAGUCCUCGCCCCACCAGUCCAGGCCCCACCUCUGGGAACAGCUCCGCCAGGACCUGCCGCCCUGAGAUCCACCAGUCGCCUGCGCCAGGGGGCCUGGAGCUGCUGUGUGAGGCGGCCUGCAGCCCUGGUGUGGCCGUGCGCUGGAUCCAAGCCCCUGGUGGUCUGGAGGCCUACGAUAGGCGGGAGGCCGGAGCCCAGGCUUGGCUGAGCAUGCCGUGGGCCGAGUGCACCCCCGAGGGGUGGUUCCAGUGUCGCCUGGACCCCGGGGGCCAGAUGGCCAGCCUGUACCUGGUCCCGCAAAUCUGCUCCCCAGUGCCGUCCGCGACCGUGUGGACGGGCAGCGUGGUGCUGGCGCUGCUGCUGCUGGCGGUCCUCACCUAUCGCCUGUGGAAAUGCUGCCGACAGACCACGGGGCCCACCAGCUCCUCUGGGCCCCCUGCCCUGCCUGGACCUGACUGAGGGGGUGGGAGUCAGGAGGUCACUCCUGAAGUGACCGGCUGUUCCUUCACUCACUUGUGACUGGAGGACGUUUGCAGGGCUCUGGACUGCAUGAGGGCUGACUGCCGGCCCCUCACCCUGAAGGUCAGCAGUUCAAGCUCCCCUGCUGGCUGGAUUUCCCCUGAGUGGGGCCCCUGGGAGCCACCCCCUACGGUCCAGAGCUGGAGAAUAAAGAGCAUCUGGUCUGAC
Messenger RNA from Equus caballus (horse), 1630 nucleotides. NCBI's taxonomy places the organism in Eukaryota, Metazoa, Chordata, Mammalia, Perissodactyla, Equidae. The record is from RefSeq and is a predicted model, not a curated record.